UCUAUUUCUUAUAUAACUUCCUGCCAUCUUUACACGCACGCACGCGCAUAAUAUAUAAUUUAUGUAGAACUGACGCGUCCCACGAUUUAUACACGUGAAAGCGGUCUAUUCUGAAAACGAUAAAUAUUUUCUAUAUAUAUAAUGAAAUGCGCGGGCCAGAACAAUACAUGCGCGGAAAUCUUAUAGAGUAGGAUUUCCUUCGAAAUCAGUCGAUGUAGAGAGAAGAAUAAAAAAAAACAGCAUUGAAAAUACCUUCGAAAUAAAGGGAUCGUGAGUUUUCAACACUGUCAGCCGGUAUCGUAAUUGUAAAUGUAAAUUGCCAAAUGUGUGGUGAGUGAAUUUACCGAUUGCGACGCUAAAACUGCACAUGGUAUAAGUUGAUCGUGUAAAACGGAUGGACUAAAACCGAGAAAAAUCAUUUGAGAACUUGCAUCCAAUUAGCGAUCGAUUUAAAAGAAGUAAAAACGUAUUAUUAACAACGCUGGUUUCAAUAAUAUUCUCGUCUCGUUUUCGGGACGGCAGCUGGAUAGUGGGGCUUAAAUUAUCGCCGAACAUUUAUAAACUAAAUGGCAAGUGUUCCGCUCAAAGCAGCCUUCCUAGAGGAAGGUGUGCGACCCAGGGAUUGGGAGCCCCGGCGACGAUCCUUCAAGAUCCUCUUCAGGUUGUUGCGUCUCUGUGUCCUCGGGACGUUUUUGCCCGCUUUACUGGUCACUGGUCCGAUUUACUUGCGCUAUCACGUGUAUUCGGAUCAGCUUUAUCCCUUGGCCGCGUCUGACCAACGGUUAAUCGAUGGAAAAGUGUCAACAACUUGGUGCCAGACGCAGUUGGUGAAAGUAAACGGAACAUUCAAUGCUUACCUGCUGGAUCAGCAGCCAGAGAUCAAGGCGGAAACAGUGCCCGUGACGAUGACGAGGCACUUGGUCCUCGAGGACGACAUGAAGGAGUACUGGGGCUUUUAUUUGCUCCGAGGCAGCAGCGUCACCGUCUCAACCUGUGUAAGAUGGCCAGGUGCUUCGUUGACCAUAAUUCGGGGUCACAGACACCUUCACGAGUGCGCUUUCAUUGGCGAUGACAGUAGCGAGGAACUCGAAGAACUCUACGAGAUCGCCCAGGAACAGGGACUCAUAAAUCCAUCCGUGCCUGACGGGCCCAGCAAUGAACCUGAGAAGAUGGAGAGGGUGCGAGUGGGGGUCAAGUUCCACGAUGAAAGUAGAGUCACGGGCGUUAACCACACGUUACCUGCAUCCAGUGGCAUUCACCAAUUGUCGAGCCACGAGCUGGACGCGCAGCAAAUGCGGAACAUUCUCACCCAACUCUUCGCGAAGACCCUGUCGACAAAGAAUAAGCAGAAGGAAACGCCCCAUCAUCACUACGAAGGAACGUACAGAGAGUCCUCGAACAUCGACAGGCCACCGACUGGGACUCCCGAUGAUUAUGUGAAUCUGUUCCAUAGUGACGAACUCCCGGCGACUCAGAGCUACGCGAAGCAGACGACGCCGGCCUCGCCGAUACCCAUGACGGUAAGGGAGACCGACGAGGAGAUGCCGAACACGACGACUGAUCCGGGAAUCGACUCGGGCGAAGUAUUCAAGGACGUGCUUAGUAAGCUUCGAACUCUGGGGUCGCGGGGAAAAACUGUUCUCCAGGAUCUCAUGGCGGAGAUCGGACCGGAGAGAGACGCGAGUUCCGAGGGGUUGCGGAGAUUGGUUAACGACGCUAUUCAGGAUGAUGGAGAUGUCUUGACUGCAGAGGAGCGUAGAAGAAGAAGAAGAAGGGAAGUCAUACUUUCAUCACCGCUCAAUGCUGAACUAAACGAGGACGACGCGGACGGAGACGCCGCCGUCGAAGAGGGGAUGUUGAACCCGGACGGCAUAGCCGAGGAUCGUGGCACCGUGAACGAAACAACUAUGAACGAUAGAAGCAACAGCGAGUUCUGGAGUUCCUUCAGCAGCUCCGAGGAGCGUCUCCUGGAGUGCAAUGGUCUAAUUUUGAAUCUUCCACUAACGCCUCAUCGUCAUUGUACCCCGAAGUUCGAGGGUGACCAUGUCGCUGCUUCUUUGGCCAACACCGUCACUUACAGGGUACCGUCGAACGGUUAUUACUUCUUCGUGUUCAAUUCCGAGAAUGAGAUUCAGCCGAACUUUAUAAGGAUACGUUUCGAGCUGGAGAAAACGUCCUACGACACGUCGAAUCCGAUGCAGUCCUGCAAGAACAGCACCGGCGCCUGUUCCCUGCCCCUCAGUUUCUUCAGCGCCCAGAAGGCGGUCCUGGAAUUACCAUUGACUGGAAAUGAGUCACAGUGGAACGAAGAAUACGUGGUAGUCUCGACCUGCGAGCCGAGGACGGCCAUUUACGUGGUUUGCAUAGUCUCCGUGCCUAUCCUCGUUCUCGUAUUCGCCUUUCAUUGAAUGCCGAAGAGUUUCUUGAUGAGAAACUGCCGGCUGUGUCUUUUGGGC
Neodiprion fabricii is the source of this 2456-nucleotide messenger RNA. RefSeq lists its product as uncharacterized. The transcript has 8 exons. Bases 567 to 2408 code for a protein of 613 amino acids. The record is from RefSeq and is a predicted model, not a curated record. NCBI's taxonomy places the organism in Eukaryota, Metazoa, Arthropoda, Insecta, Hymenoptera, Diprionidae.